Molecule: messenger RNA, 1523 nt
Organism: Tripterygium wilfordii
Lineage: Eukaryota; Viridiplantae; Streptophyta; Magnoliopsida; Celastrales; Celastraceae
Product: F-box protein At5g03970
Exons: 2
Coding region: 146-1363 (405 amino acids)
Molecular function (GO): protein binding
Source: RefSeq, a predicted model, not a curated record
UCUGCACUUUACCUUCCUCAUCUGCUCCUCCGUUCUCUUCCACUGCCGCCAUUUCGUUGCGUAAUUUCAGGUUUCUGCUUCCAUGCAAUGUAGUGUCGCCUCUCCUUAGCAAGAUACUCUAUUUCUUUGGUCUGAGAGUGACUGGAUGGCUCAGAGUAGUGUUCAUGAGUUAUUGAGCUGUGAUGACAUACUGUGUGAGAUCCUCAUUCGAGUGCCACCAGAAUCCAUAUUUAGAUUGAUAACUGUAUCUAAGAGGUGGCUUCACUUUAUCUGCUUCUCGUCAACUUUUCGUCAAAGUUACCUGAACAUUUGGAGAACAAGAUUUCGUCUCUUGGGUUUCUUUGUAUGCAAUAAUUUGUAUCUUGGAAGAUCUCUAAAUGGCCCCCGCAGGCCCACAAAAGAACCUGCUCUUCCGUUGUUGUCAACUUCUACAGAGGGUGACGACUUACAGUACUCUGGGAUUCUCAAACAGCUUGGUUAUCUUAUUGACUCUUCCAACGGCCUUCUUUUGUGUGGCCGUCACCCAAAGACCUAUUAUGUGUGGAAUCCUAUCUCCAAGCAGCGGUAUCAACUCCCUCAUCCCCGGGUGUACUUUGAAGAGUUGUGUAUGGCAUUCCUUGUUGAGAAUUUCCUUCCUGAUGAUGUACACUUUAGAGUCAUUCGUGCGAAAUGUGAAAACAGUCAUGAUGAAGUCAAUACUGUCCCUAUUGAGACAUUCCAUUCUAAGACCAGCACAUGGAACUAUUCUACCCUUACUUGCUCAGAAGCUUUUUCAUUAUCUCCUUGGACAUCGGCAGCUGUGAUCAAAAGUGUUGUUCAUUGGUAUGCAGCACAGGGAAAAAUAGCCAUAUAUGAUCCAAAACAUGGUAGGAAGCACUUGGAUUUGAUUGAACUGCCUGGUUCAUAUGACUUUGAUGAACGAGUUCUUGGGGAGUCCUCAGAUGGCCUUCUACAGUAUGGUUGGAGCAAUCAAUCUAGAAUGGAGAUAUGGGUUCUUGAAAAAGGACAAGGCUGUCACGCGUCCUCUUUCGCAAUCAGCACAAAUGCUUCCAAUCGGUGGAACUUGAGAUAUAAAUUGAACUUUAAAACAAUGUGGAAGAAUAAUCCAGUGGUCAUGACAAAGUUUUGGUCACGUUCUAAAGAAACUCAGCUCGUAUCAUUACUUCCUCAGAAUUCUGAGUCCGUUUUUAUCAAGUCUGGAUCGGACAUAUUUCUCUAUCACCUUGAGAAUGGAAUGCUGGAAGUGGUUCUUUAUCAUGGUCGUAGCUCCUCUAUUGGAUGGGAUUUCUGCAAAGUAAUCCCGUACUUCAGGCCUGCUUGGCCAUACUCUUCUAGAUGUCCUGUCAACAAUAUUGUGGCAUGAUUUUUAAAAUAUUCUGGAGAAGUUUUUAACUAAGUAUUAUUACUUAAUGUGCUGCGUUCCACUAGUUUUGCUGUUCGAUUUUUAUGAUUAUUGUCUAUAGAGUCAAAACCUUUGUUUCAGCAUUAUAGACGUUCUGAUGAUAAUACAUUCAUUGCACACA